Messenger RNA from Bicyclus anynana (squinting bush brown), 2247 nucleotides. RefSeq names its product kelch-like protein 10 (gene klhl10). NCBI's taxonomy places the organism in Eukaryota, Metazoa, Arthropoda, Insecta, Lepidoptera, Nymphalidae. Bases 1 to 1965 code for a protein of 654 amino acids. Gene Ontology annotation, molecular function: protein binding. The transcript has 13 exons. The record is from RefSeq and is a predicted model, not a curated record.
AUGGAAAAUGACCCGAGUAACACAACGGCGGGUCGCGAGACUGGGCGUUGCAUGUCGGUGGCAGCCAUGCAGGCACUGCACCGGCUGCGCGAGUGUCGCCUACUGUGCGACGCCAUCGUGCGCGCGGACGACGGCGCCGCCUUCCCCGUGCACCGCGCCAUACUGUCAGCCUGUAGCCCCUACUUUCUGGCAUUGUUCACAACAACGUUACACUCUCGAGAACAGAGCGACGUGGUGAUAUCGGGAGUCCGCUCGGAGAUUCUCCUGUUGCUCAUCGAGUACGCAUACCUGCGCCGCAUAGAGGUCUCUGACACCAAUGUGCACGAGCUGCUGAUGACGGCGGACUAUUUGGCGUUCCUCGGGGUGCUGCAGCUCUGUUGCGACCAUCUCAGGGCCUCGCUGAGCCCGAAAAACUGUCUUGGUAUUAUGACGUUUGCUAGACGAGUAUUUUGCUAUAAGUUGGAGUCUGAAUCGCGAAGGUAUUUGCUGCGAUACUUUGUGACAGUGGCGACGCAGAGUGAUGAGUUCAUCCAUCUCCCAAUCGAUGAGCUCAACGGCAUCAUACUAGAGGAUGAGUUGAACGUCAAAAGCGAAGAAGUAGUGUGGGAAGCUGUUUUGCGUUGGGUGAAUUAUGAUCCUGACAUACGUUGGCAUCACACAGUGAAACUCAUGGGCAGCAUACGGCUCGGAUUACUUGAUACUCAAUUUUUCUUGGAAAACGUCAAGGAUCAUCCAUACGUGACGGGAAAUGAGGGCUCGCGUCCGAUCAUCAUCGAAACGCUGAAGUUUCUCUACGACUUGGAGAUGAUCGCCCAGAGAGAUGGGGAGGUGGCUACGCCGGAGAUCGCGCGACCAAGAGUUCCACAUGAGGUUUUGUUUGCAAUUGGCGGAUGGAGCGGUGGCUCGCCCACUGCGUUCAUUGAGACGUAUGAUACACGAGCAGACCGAUGGAUUAAGGUGGAGGAGGUAGACCCAGCGGGACCGCGAGCCUACCACGGCACCGCAGUGCUGGGCUACUGUAUCUACGUCAUCGGUGGCUUCGACGGCAUGGACUACUUCAACUCUUGCCGCCGCUUCGAUGCCGUCACUAAGUCUUGGCGAGAGGUGGCGCCGAUGAACGCGCGGCGGUGCUACGUAUCCGUAGCGGUGCUGGGGGAGACUAUCUACGCGAUGGGCGGCUACGACGGCCACCACCGCCAGAACACGGCCGAGCGGUUCAACCACCGCACCAACCAGUGGUCGCUGGUCGCGCCCAUGAACGCCCAGAGAUCCGACGCUAGUGCCGCUUCGCUGGACAACAAAAUCUACAUAACGGGCGGCUUCAACGGCCAGGAGUGCAUGAACAGCGUGGAAAUGUACGACCCGGACACGAACCAGUGGACCAACCUGGCUCCGAUGCGCUCGCGCAGGUCCGGCGUCUCGUGUAUCGCUUACCACAACAAGAUCUACGUGAUCGGUGGUUUCAAUGGCAUAUCGAGGAUGUGCAGCGGCGAGGUGUACGACCCCAACACGAACACGUGGUCGCCUGUCCCGGACAUGUACAACCCGAGGAGCAAUUUCGCCAUAGAAGUCAUCGACGAUAUGAUCUUCGCCAUCGGCGGCUUCAACGGCGUCACCACCAUCUACCAUGUGGAGUGCUACGACGAAAGGACCAACGAAUGGUACGAAGCCACUGACAUGAACAUCUAUCGUUCGGCGCUGUCCGCCUGCGUCAUAAUGGGCCUGCCCAACGUAUACGACUACAUCCACAAGCAUCGCGAGCGACUGAUGGAGGAGAAGCGGCAGAAGAUCUUGCUGUCGGAGACAGCGCGCCACGGGCAGCAUCGCACUGCUCUUCCCGAUGUUCAUUUGAUGGAGGAUAACGAUGAUAUGCUGGAACAGCUGGGCUUGAUGGAACACCAGCCUAACAACAUCCCCAUCCCUCCGCCGCCGCCGCCGCCGCAGCAACCCAUGGAGCAAGACUGAAAUUAACCAAUGCUCUACAACAUUUUGUUCUGUACACUAAUUACAUACCUCUUAGUAAGACGACAAAAUAAAUCUUUUAAAGAAACAGUAUUUACCUAUAGUACCUACACUAUUAUUUAUAAUGUGAAAUUUACGUAAUUGACAUUUUAUUUUUAAAAUAAUUUACAUAUAUAUUUUAGUAAUUUUGGCAUAUUUUUGACGUGGUGAUAUUUCAUAAUGUGAAUCAUAUCUGUAUUUAUGGAACGGUUUUUGAAAAUUGUACAAAAUUUUUCAUACAAGUAU